AUGCCUGCCUCCGUGCCCGAUGCGCGGCCGUGCCAACAGGUCGGAGCGGUCACGGCCAUCACGAAAUCCAUCCGGGCGGCCAAAGACAGCUCCUUCUGGAAGGAGGCGCUUCGGCUCCUCUCCGACCUAGAAGGCGACGCCCUCCGGCCGACCGGCAUGGCCUAUGGCUUUGCCAUCGGCGCCUGCGAGAAGGCCGGGGCUCCUCAGAGCGCCCUGCAGCUCAUGCACCGCAGCCGGGAGAAGAGGCUGGAACUAGACGUGAUCUCCUUCAAUGUGGCAUUGAGCGCUUGCAGAAAGGGCAGCCUCUGGCAGUCUGCGGUGCAGCUGCUCAGUGAGAUGGAGGCACCUGACAUUGUGUCUUUCAACUCCACCUUGGGAGCCUGUGACAAGGGGGGGCAAUGGCGCGUGGCCGUGGCAUUGCUGGAGGCAUUAGAAACACGGAGCCUCAAGGUGGACAAGAUCACGUACAGCACCAUCAUCAACACCUGCGGUCGCUCCGAGGAGUGGAUACAAGCGUUGAGUCUUCUGGAUCACGCCCAUCAGCGCGGAGUUGCGAUCGACCUCGUUCUGCUGAACACACUUGUGACGGCCUGUGAACGAGCGAAGGAAUGGCAGCAGGCGAUUCGCCUUAUGGAGCUGGCAGAGUCUUCCAAUCUUUGCCCUGACGAAAUCACCUGCAGCGCCGCCAUCAGUGCCUGUGGCAGCUGCAGCCAGCUGGCGCUAGCUCUUUCUCUUCUGGAGGAGACAGAGAUCAGGCAAGUUCAGCCCAAUGUGGUAACACUCAGUGCGGCAAUUACCGCCUGUGAGAGCCUGGGAGACUGGCCACAGGCUUUGAACCUCCUGGAUUCGAUGCAUGUCCGUGCUCUGCAGCCAACUGUUGUAACCUUCGCAGCCACGAUCAGCACCUUCGAGAAGGCAUCGCAAUGGCAGCGAGCAAUCUCGCUUCUGCAGACCGCCGAAUCCGAGCAGGCAAAACCGAAUGUUGUAGCAUACAGCGCAGCCAUCAGUGCCUGCGAGAAGGCAGCAAGGUGGAGCUUCGCAAUGCUCCUGUUGGAGCAGCUCCAUUCAGAAAGGCUUCGGCCUACUCUGAUCACCUACAAUGCCACCUUGGCAGCGUUCGAGAAGUCCGGAAAGUGGCGCCUGGCUUUGCAGUUGCUCGGGGAUGUGAAGGCUUCACAGCUCCUUGCAGAUGGCAUCACCUUCACGGCCGCGCUCAGCUCUUGCGUCCGUGCCGGCCGCUGGCGCGAGUCCUUGCAGCUGCUAGAGGACAUGGCCGUCCGGGAGCUGGACGUGGAUGUGAUCUCUUGCUGUGCUGGCCUUCGGGCUUGCGAAGCUGCGGCUCAGUGGCCACAGGCCCUCUGGCUCCUGAGCUGCAGCACACUGCAUGUGGAGCUUACUGCCGAUGCGUUUGCUGCUGCGGCCGGCGCUUGUGAGAAAGCUGCGGCGUCUGCAAACGCACCCGAGCUCUUGCGAGAGUCGGAGUUGUUGCAUCGAAGUGCCGACAAGGGACUUGCAACAUGUGCAGAGUCCAAAGGUCAAGCAAAACAGGAUACAAUUCUGCAGCCCUCCAUGUUUCGAUGCCACCUGUUGGGUGCAUGGAUCAAGCCAGGAUAUCUCCUGUCGGAUGGAUAUCUCGCUCCCAUGCGGGGCGACGCGCUCCGAGCUGCUUCCAUACAAUCGCGCGAUCAGCGCCUGCAAGCGAGAUACCUCUUCACCGACCUCACGCAGGUGCAGCUACAAGCAGACGUGGUCACGUAUAGCGCAGCCAUUGGUGCCUGCGAGAGAGCUUCUCGCUGGCAGCAUGCCCUGGCAUUGCUGGAAGGCCUCGAAGUUGGCUCAGUGCAGCCGGACGCCGUGCUUUACGGCGCCGCAGUCAGCGCUUGCGCCAGAGGCGGUGCCUGGGAAAGUGCCCUGGGCCUCCUUCAAGAUCUGGACGAAAAGCGAGUCUCGAAUGACGUGAUCAUUUACAACGCAACCAUCAGUGCCUGCCAGAGAGGCUCUGCUUGGGUGGAAGCAGUCAGCUUGUUGGCUACGUCGAAGGAGCAUCAUGUCACUCCCGACAUCAUCUCCUACAACGCCACAAUCUGUGCUCUGGAGGAGCCCAAACAGUGGCAGAAAGCCCUGGCUGUGCUGCAAGGCAUGGAGGAUGCCGGCAAGCAGCCCGACGCGAUCUCCCUCAACUCUGCCAUCAGUGUCUGCGAGUCGGCCACAGCCUGGCAGCAGGCUCUUCUCCUGUGGCUUGAUGUUGGUGUCAGAGGGCUGAAGCCCACGGUGAUUACUUUGAGCACCGCCAUCAGCGCUUGUGAGAAGGCAGCUGAGUGGCGCCCUGCCCUGGCUCUACUUGGCGAAGCGCUGCACGCGGCAGUUCUGGCCAAUGUGGUGGCCUACAACGCCAGCAUCAGUGCAUGUGAGAAAUCCGAGCAGUGGCAAAGAGCUGUUCACCUUCUGGAGGAGAUGUUUCUGCGGCAGACCCAAGUUGACGAGAUCUCUUACAACUCAGCUAUCAGUGCUUGCGAGAAGGCCGGUCGGUGGCCACAAGCGCUCCAGCUCCUAGCCGACGCGCUGCGGCGGCAGGUUCCGAUCGACAUCAUCACUCUCAAUGCUGCGAUCAGUGCCUGCGGUACGUGUGGCCAGUGGAGACGGAGCUUCCAUCUCUUGAAGGAGGUUCAGAGACUUCGGCUCGAGGCCGACGUUGUCACUUUCACAGCCGCGAUGGGUGCCUGUGAGAAGGCUGCGGAGUGGCUACAAGCCAUCUGCCUGCUCGACGAGAUGGACACUAGCCAGCUGCAGCCCAAUGUUGUGACCUACAACUCUGCCAUCAGCGCCUGUGAAAAGGCCGCGCAGUGGCAGCAAGCCUUGGUUCUCUUGGAUUCCGUGGAGUCGAUGCACUGCCUGCAGCCGUCGGUGAUCACCUUCAGUGCUACCAUCAGCGCUUGCGAGAAGGCUUCCGAGUGGCUCCAGGCUUUGCACGUUCUUGACACCAUGGACGCCCGGCUUUGCAGGCCGAACCUGAUCACACUGAACGCUGCCAUCGCCGCUUGCCGGGCUUCUUGGCGCACGGCCUUGGCUCUCCUCGAGGAGUUUACGAAGCGCGAGCUGGAAGCCGACAGUGUGAGCGUUGCAUCCGCCAUGGAUGCCUGCGAAGCUUCUGGGCACUGGGAGGCUGCUCUCCUGCUUCUCGCCGACUCCAGAGACCAGAAGCUGCGCGGGAAUGUCGUGGUGUACAACGUCGCCGUUGCUGCCUGUGGCGCUGAGGAGCAAUGGGAGCUCGCCCUUGGCCUCCUCACCCACCUCUGUCUUCAUGGGCCGCCACCGACGGUAAAAACGCUCAACUCGCUGAUAGCCAGCUGUGGCAGAGCAUUCGUGUGGCAGAGGGCUUUGCAGCUUCUUUCAGAGGUAGAGUUGAACGAGCUGGAGCCCUCUGUGGUCAGUUACAGCGCAGCGCUGACGAUCUGUGAGAAAACGGGGAGGUGGCAAGAUGCUUCGCAGGUCUUACAGAAUCUCGAAGAUGCAGUUUGGAGCCGGCUGAUCUCAUUUGCUGCCUGA
Messenger RNA from Symbiodinium sp. CCMP2592, 3546 nucleotides. The record is from the annotation of a GenBank genome assembly. NCBI's taxonomy places the organism in Eukaryota, Dinophyceae, Suessiales, Symbiodiniaceae.